UUAGUAUUUAUUAGAGUUUUGACUUACAAGUUUACUGUGAAUGUAAUUUUUUUGGUUUUUUCCACCUGUGAUUGAAUUUCUUGUAUUGUUAUUGUCCUUACCCCCUCCACGUCCCGAUUUUCCCCAUCCUGUCACUCGUACAACUGACGUCAUUCAUGAUUACAACAUUUCCCAUCGCAGGAAAACAGAGAGCGCGGCAGCGCGAGUGAGAGAGUGAGUGAAAGAGUAGUUUUGAAAACAACUGUCUGUGGUGUGGAGUGUUCGCAUAUUUGUGCGAUUUAGUCGGUGAUUGCCUUUUUUAAAAUGGAUUCUGCGUUGCGAGAGCAAGUGAUGAUCAACCAGUUCGUGUUGGCGGCGGGGUGCGCCCGCGACCAGGCCAAACAGAUCCUCCAGUCGGCCCAUUGGCAAUUCGAGACAGCACUCAGUAUAUUUUUUCAAGAUGCAGCUUUACCUACCUGCCCACCAGGUGCUUCAGCACACUUUGGUCAAGUGAUGACGCCGUGCAACACGCCAGCGACGCCUCCGAAUUUCCCCGACACCCUGCUAGCAUUUUCUAAAUUGUCGACGGGCAACGGAAAUAGCCCGGCGACCAAUAAUAACAACGGGACCCCUCAAGCCCGUCAAUCUCCACAGCCGACAACACAACAACGAUAAAAUGCAUAUAUUYCUAGUGCACCCGAAAUUCAGAUGAUGCUCAGAGAACUAUAUGUAAAUUCAGUGACUGUUAGUGGAUAUYUUGUUGAAGAAGUACCUAAUCAUACUUCUAUUUUGUUGAAGUGGAUUUUUAUUUUAUUGAUGAGGGUUGCCUCUAAUAUCAGUCCAGCUAGAAACGUAGAUUUGAUCAAGUGUAAAUUCAUUCACUGACAGAGUUCCUGCAAGUGCAACUAAGUAGGUUUCAGUUAUAUGUUAAGUAUUUUAAAUGUCAGAUUUUGUAAUUGGAGUAUUCAUAUCUCACUCACAAAAGACAACACCAUGGAAUGUUGCAAAUUUAUAGCUGAAGUAAUAAUUACCUGAUACAACAGCAUUGACGAUUCAAAUAAAUUUUCAAUCAUACUGUGAUGGAGGUUUUUUUAGUACUGGAAGAGUAUAUUGUUUUAAAGAUCUAUGUUAUUUAUAGAACAACAAAUAAUAAUUUAUUACGAGCAAAACAAUUUGAUUAUUUAUUAUGCACCAAUUUAACAAUUUUGAAACGACAGAUAUUUUCCUCACAUGUAUGUGUACACAAUAUGAUUGUAUAUUAGAAUAAGAUAAUUUUAUUUGUAAAACUAGAAAUAAUUCAACAGUGUAAAAUAUCAGAUCAAGAAAAAAAUUUCUGUAGUUAGCUAAUUCCAUGUAAACUUUUUACAGUUCUGAUAUUUUUAUACUGUGCCAUCUGUGCUUUAAAAGUGCAGUAUUAAAGUGGCAGAAUAAGAAGGUGCUUUUUCUUCUAGUUCUUAUAAUUCAUAGCUGGAUUUAAUGUAAUUAAUUUGUUUGUUAUUUUGUAUAUAUUUAGUUUAAGUUGAAAUUGCGAGCCUAUAACAGCUCAUCUUCCUACUUUCAACAAUAUAAUUACAAUAAUAAAUUCAGUACAA
This is a messenger RNA of Tribolium madens (black flour beetle), 1571 nucleotides long. Its product is annotated as UBA-like domain-containing protein 2-A. Gene Ontology annotation, biological process: mRNA transport. Gene Ontology annotation, cellular component: nucleus. The coding region runs from base 304 to 654 and encodes 116 amino acids. Lineage: Eukaryota; Metazoa; Arthropoda; Insecta; Coleoptera; Tenebrionidae. The transcript has 3 exons. The record is from RefSeq and is a predicted model, not a curated record. Gene Ontology annotation, molecular function: protein binding.